AUGCAAACUCAACUUUGGAAGGCCUUGUUGGUUGGGGCCGCCGCCGUGCACGGAGCGGUGGCGCAGAACGUCACCAUCUAUGGGGCAGGGGAGCUUUCAGAGACUGUCACCGAGACAUUCCUGGACUGUCUGACUAGUCUGGAGCCCGCCUACCGCGUGUAUGUGGACUCCGGGGUCACGGUCGUCCUCCCCCCGGGAAGCAACCAAACCAUCGUGCUGGACGGAGCUGAUAUUGGGCUCUACGACUGCCUGACGAUCUCCGAGGUGAUGACCCAAAUGCAAGUCGCCGUCGAAGACACAGUCGAGGCCGACGAGAACCAGGAGAACAGCAUCCUCGCAAGCACGGUGACCUACGCCUGGCUCCUGGCGCAAGGCGCGCAGGGUCAAACCCCCAUCGGGACAAGCCUGCCUGCGAGCGGCGACAAUAGCACCACCACCACCACUACCAUUGACGAGCGGUCGAUGAGCGAAGAUGAGGGAAGCGAGGAUAGCCGGCUCGCAAAGCGCACCCACUACCACUACUACGCCUACCUGUCCGACUACUCGACCUGCACCAGCUCGUCGCUGGAGACCCGAUAUGGGAGCACCUGCUACAACCACAACCAGCCCUACUAUGGGGUGCGCUUCGAGAACGCCUUUGCCGAGAAAAUCCUGACCAUGAUCAUCUGGCCCCACCACCGCUGUGAGAAUGGCAAUGUGCGCUCCUUCACCGUCGCGCCCAGCUCGAUUAGUGCCUGCCAGGCGCGCACGACCUACUCCUAUUAUGGUCAUUAUGUCAGCUGCAAAUGCACUUGA
Molecule: messenger RNA, 795 nt
Organism: Aspergillus saccharolyticus JOP 1030-1
Lineage: Eukaryota; Fungi; Ascomycota; Eurotiomycetes; Eurotiales; Aspergillaceae
Exons: 1
Coding region: 1-795 (264 amino acids)
Source: RefSeq, a predicted model, not a curated record